CGAUUGCUGAUGUCCCGGGGCCAUUGUUGAGCCUAUGAAUAGUCGAUGAAGCCCUCCCAAUCAUAUUUCUUGAAAAGUUCACGUUCUUUGGCAAAGAAAUACUCAUUGAUCGGUUCACGGCUUCACAUUUCUGUGUGUCUGUGUACAGUUUCAUUUGUUCGACAACUUCGACACUCAGCUUCAUCUUGAGAAUUUCAUUCAUCAAGUGUUUAUCAUUGUCAUCCAUAUUGAAAUGAGUGAUUUUGUUGCAGCCGAGGAACAUGGACCGCUGCCACCAGCUGUUUGUUACACCGCCUCGACACACAACAGAGUACCGGGCACACCUGGAGCAGUCGCCGCUGUAGCACUUGAGGGUUGCUUCGAGCACUCUAGGUUUUGCUUGCUGGCCGCAGUAGGCCGCAACAGCCUCACAGAGGUAGAGAUGCCCUCACAGUCUGGUGUCGACAGCCCAGUGCCAUCCAGCCUAGACUUGGUAACCAGUGAGAAGUCUUCAGCACUCAUCCUAGUGACAGUCCUGGGUAUCUGGGGUGGAGAGGCACUUUCUGUCUCUUCAGACUCAAGGGUGAGACCUUUGUUCCAGGGAGUGUGGCCCUUGCUGAACUGUAACUUGAUACUCUUGCAAUCGCCUUUCAUUGUGAUUGUCUCGGACAGAACUAAUGAGCUCUCUGAGAACAACUCACGCUCGGCUUGA
Molecule: messenger RNA, 691 nt
Organism: Haliotis rufescens (red abalone)
Lineage: Eukaryota; Metazoa; Mollusca; Gastropoda; Lepetellida; Haliotidae
Exons: 3
Coding region: 233-691 (152 amino acids)
Source: RefSeq, a predicted model, not a curated record